GAUCUCCUUAAAGACAGGAAGGAUGCAUGCUUCCCAGCUAAAACAGCAGACGGAGUACAAAGAGAAGAGUACUUAGAAAAACAGCUGGGACUUCCCAUACUGCCUUUAUUUGGAAAGAUACAAAGACUUCUGCUUCCCAUAAGGGGUUGCAGCUAGAAGACCAUAAAUCUAGCAAUGGAACCCUUAUAUGAAGAAUACCUAGCAAAUCAUGGAACAAUAGUAAAACCUUAUUACUGGCUAAGCUUCUCUCUAGAUUGUUCGAACUGUCCUUACCAUAUUCGGACAGGUGAAGAAGCAAGAGUUCCCUAUACAGAAUUUCAUCAGAUUUUUGGAUUCCCUUAUGGGCCAGUGUAUCCUCAAACAAAGCACCUCACGUUUUAUGAGCUAAAAACUUCUUCUGGAAGCCUGGUGCAAAAGGGCCACGCUAGCAGUUGCACUGAGAACAAUACCCAUCCAGAAUCGAUGCUAUUCGAGAUGAACGGUUACUUUCAGGCAGCCCGACACAAAAACAAUGCUAUCAGGCACAUCAUUCUGUAUUCCAACAACUCUCCUUGUAAUGAAGCCAACCACUGCUGCAUCAGCAAAAUGUACAAUUUCUUAAUAAUGUAUCCAGACGUUACUCUCAGCAUUUACUUUGCUCAGCUCUAUCAUACUGAGGCCAAAUUUCCUGCCUCGGCGUGGAACCGGGAAGCUCUCCGGAGCCUGGCCAGUUUAUGGCCACAGGUCACCUUGAGCCCAAUAAGUGGUGGAAUUUGGCAUUCUCUCCUCAACAGCUUUGUAAGCGGUGUCUCAGGACCCACUGUUUUCCAGCCCAUUUUAACUGGGAGAGCACUGGCUGAUAGGCACAAUGCUUACGAAAUCAACAGGAUAACGGGAGUGAAACCUUAUUUCACUGAUGUUCUUCCCCAGACAAAAGAGAAUCGGAACAUAAAAGCUCAGGUGGCUUUAGAGAGCUACCCCUUCAACAAGGUCUUUCCUGGGCAGUAUUUUCAAGUGACACGUGGACAACUGCAACCCAAUCUGACCCCAGACCUCAGAGUUCCCGUCGUUUUUGUGUUGGUGCCUUUCAGAGACCUACCACCAAUCCAUGUGCGUCAAAACGCACACAAACCCAGGAUUAUUGUGAGGCACUUAAAUAUGCCUCAAAUGUCAUUCCCGGACACCAAGGACCCCAGAAGGCCUCCCAUGGGAAUGUCAGUGGAAAGAGUGGAAAUCACGGAGCAGGUUGCAAGUACCAAAGAAGCAGAUGAAAAGAAGAAAGGGAAAAAAUAAAAUCUAUAUUUCUACAACGUGAGACCAAACAACUAUGAGAGGACAAAUUCAAUAGCAAAGAAAAAUCUAGAGACUUUCUCUCUUGGGUCUGAUCCAAGAUGGGAGAUGAAUUGAUACACUAAAAGCAAAACCUGAAAUAUUUGCUAUCUCAACUGCUAUAAAGCUACCCAACUUUUACCAGAAUCCAAGAUGUUUUCAUAAGCAACUUGACCUCUCUCCUUUAUUUUGAAAGCGACAGUAUCAAAAUGGAGCCAUUAGUACCUUAUUAAUACUUUGGUGUGGAAAAGAAAACGUCAUUAUUCUAGUCUACCCACACCAUCUUUCCACCGAAAAAGGCUAUGGACUAAACAGCUUCCUAAAUUGGUUUUAGUAUAAAAAUUUACUGUAAAAUUGGAAAACAGCCUUAAGUUACUGACAUUAAGUGCUGUCUGCAAAAGCAAACCAGUGAUUUUCCAUUAAUUGUUAAUCAUGAACAGAAGACUUUAGGCAGCCUAUUUUUUUCCUAAAGUGGU
Lontra canadensis (Northern American river otter) is the source of this 1784-nucleotide messenger RNA. RefSeq names its product apolipoprotein B mRNA editing enzyme catalytic polypeptide like 4 (gene APOBEC4). The transcript is spliced from 2 exons. The record is from RefSeq and is a predicted model, not a curated record. Bases 175 to 1272 code for a protein of 365 amino acids. Lineage: Eukaryota; Metazoa; Chordata; Mammalia; Carnivora; Mustelidae.